AUGGAGAGGGCCAGGGCUGAUCGUUGGGCCCGCACUUUUGUCCAGCUGAUGGCUGAGAGGAAGCCCCGGGAUGUCUGGGCUCUGCUUCCUCAGGAGAGCCUGGUUGCAGGGUGCCUGGAUGGUGAUGGUCUCCAGUACCGGCUGAAGGGCCUCUCCAGACUUAAGUGCAGCCACUGCCCGUGGGCCUGGUCUUCAGCCCAUGUGCUCAUCCUUUUUCACCUGUGGUGGGACCAGGACAGCCGCCGGGGGCUGGUGAAGAUGCGUGUCUGGGGCCAGCAGUGUCGCCUGUGUCCCUCAUCCCAUGGAGACUGUGAGGUGAGUCCCCUCAAUGUCCAUAUCUUUCUCAGCAAGCUGGUCCUCUACAUACUUCGGAGAUGCUAUGGGGACAGCCUCAGCCCAGGCCAAUGCCCUAAGAUCUGCUUUGGGCACUGCUGUGAAGCCUGUGAUCUGGGGAUCUGCUUCCUCCAGCAGUCCGCAGACCCCGCCUCGGGGAUGGUGGCCAGAAGCCCUGAUGCUGUGGAAGGCAGCCACCUCCCUCUAGCCACCUUCGGCAGCAACAGCUCUGUCCCCGGGGGCACAGCACCGCCCAUCCUCAGCAGCAGCUCCACAGCCAAGUGCACCAGGGGCCAUGACUCCAACCUAGUCACGAUCUCCCUCUCUGUGUGUGAGUUCAUUGAGAGCCCCCUCUCUGAGAGCCACAACUUCCUCAGUGAGGGCGACAGCAUUGUUACUAUCCCUUUCUCCCUUGUGGACAUGAACAUGGUCAAGGGGCCCAUUGCUGAUGGCUGUGCCUCCCUGGGGGGCAGCUCCCUUGGGCCCCAAUUCUUUGGCAAGGGCUCCAUCCACCUAUCUGGGACAGCCACGGCCAAACCCAAGGGCAAAGGCAUCCUGGUGAACAUCAGAGACCCCAUCUUCCAGGGAAAAGGUCUUCUCCGUGACGUCAAGAAAACCUUUGAGCUCCAAGGCUUCCUCUUCAAGGCCCGGGGGGCCUCAUCUAGCCCUGUUGGGGUGGCCAAAGGUCAAGGUCCUAUCUCCUGUAGCAGCAGCCUCAGGGGUCUAUGGAGAGCCCCACUGACAGGGCCGUACAUUGUUGGCCUCAGGCCUGAUGGGGAGGGCUCCCUCACCUUCUCCCUAUCCCUCGCCAGGGCUAUUGGAGGCAAGGAUGCCUUUGCCAGCCUCACUGAGGACAAAGGGAAGGAAGGUGGCCUCCAGGGCCUUGCUGCCCAUGGAAACAGCACCCUCCCAGAGGUUGAUGCUGACAGCUCCACUUCCAAUGAGGACGCAGUCACAUUCCCCUUCACUUUCACUGAGGAUGAGGACAGCUUUGCUGAUGCUGUGGAAGUCAACAUGAAGGAAGGUGGCUAUCAGGGCUUUUUCACCACUAGUCCCGAGCACUGUUCAAAGGCCAGUGUCAGUGGCCUCACUUUUGGGGAUAAGGGCUCCCUGGCCACCUCCUCCUCUCCUGGUGCCAUUAAAGACAGAGACUCUUCUAGUGAUAUUGACAAAGACAGAGAAAGGAAAGAUGGUGGCCAAGGAACUACCAGCCAGGAGCCCUGCCCACAGGCAAGUGUGGAUGGCUCCGUCUGCAUCAGUGAGGGCUCCAUCACCAUCCCCUUCUCAAUCUUUGACAUCAUAAUUCGAAAGAGCCCCAGUUGCAGUGCCAAUGAGUCCCAAAGCAAUGGUUUUGUGACCUAUGGCUAUUACAAGAAGUGGUGGCCAAGGUCCAGGUUUGGUAAGUCCAAGUGUGGGUGCUGCCAAGAGGAGGACUUUUGUUCUGGUCACACCUGCCGAAGGCCACGAGCUGAGCCCUACGAAGACCUCUGGAUCUGGGUGUCUGUGAGCGUUUGCAUCUUCUGGUUGAUGUGCAUGUGCAGACUGGAGGCUAGCAUCUUCCCUCAGCAAGCCUGA
This is a messenger RNA of Otolemur garnettii (small-eared galago), 1908 nucleotides long. It is a transcript of the gene RTP5, whose product is annotated as receptor transporter protein 5 (putative). Gene Ontology annotation, molecular function: olfactory receptor binding. The coding region runs from base 1 to 1908 and encodes 635 amino acids. NCBI's taxonomy places the organism in Eukaryota, Metazoa, Chordata, Mammalia, Primates, Galagidae. Gene Ontology annotation, biological process: protein targeting to membrane; detection of chemical stimulus involved in sensory perception of bitter taste; protein insertion into membrane. The record is from RefSeq and is a predicted model, not a curated record. The transcript has 2 exons.